Molecule: messenger RNA, 2748 nt
Organism: Drosophila kikkawai
Lineage: Eukaryota; Metazoa; Arthropoda; Insecta; Diptera; Drosophilidae
Gene: FIG4
Product: polyphosphoinositide phosphatase FIG4
Biological process (GO): phosphatidylinositol dephosphorylation
Cellular component (GO): intracellular membrane-bounded organelle
Molecular function (GO): phosphatidylinositol-3,5-bisphosphate 5-phosphatase activity
Source: RefSeq, a predicted model, not a curated record
GUUAAUCAGCGUCAGCUGAUCUAUGUUUAUCUGUUAUCGAAUGAAGGAGUUUCACAGUUGUUUAAAAACCCACAGAAAACAAACUUUAUUAAAAUGAACAAUGACAACCCCAAUAUAGUAUUUAAUCCCCUGAUUAGCUGCAUCCAGAAGGUAGUGCUGUAUGAGACGCGUACGCGUCUCUAUUUGGUGGGCAGCAACAACCGGGAGACAAGAUUCCGCCUACUCACCAUCGACCGUCUGGCGCACAACCGCCUAAGCAUUGAGGAGAAUGCCAACGAGUUCAACAGCCAGGAGAUUAGGCGCUUUGUGGCCUCGCUCACCGGCUCGCCGAGGGUGAUUUCAGCUUACGGUGUGCUUGGGUUCGUACGCUUCCUCGAGGGCUACUACCUGCUGCUGGUGACCAAGCGCAAGUGCUGUGCCCACAUCGGCCGACAUCUAGUUUACACCAUUAAGGACACGGUGAUGGUGCGCGUAAACGAGGUGACCUCCCAACGUCCACCGCAUCCCAACGAGGUCCGUUACAAGCGGAUGUUUAGCAAUAUCGAUUUGCGCAGCAAUUUUUACUUCUCGUACUCGUACGAUCUGACGCGGACGCUGCAGUACAACGAGUCGGCACCGCGCUUUGUCGGCGCAAAGGUGGACCUUGACCGUGACGAACCAUUGCCCGACUGGAAUUCGCUGACCAACAACGUGGAGCAAACGCACGAGCGCGUGGACUAUGCAUUUCGCAGUGAUUCGCGCAAGCGUUUCGUAUGGAACGCCUACCUGUUGCAGCCGAUGGAGGGCAUCAUGCUGAAGGACUGGUUGCUGGAGAUCACACACGGCUUCGUCAGUCAGUCGUGCAUUAGCAUCUUCGGGCGCCAUGUCAAUGUCUGCCUCAUAGCCAGGCGGAGUUCACGCUUUGCAGGCACUCGCUUUCUGAAGCGCGGCGCCAACUUCCAAGGAGACGUGGCCAACGAGGUGGAGACGGAGCAAAUUGUCAGCGAUGGGCAGCGGAUGUGUGCCUUCACCCAGAUGCGUGGCUCAAUUCCUUCGCACUGGUCGCAGGACAUCAGCAAGAUGGUGCCAAAGCCACAGAUUCAGCUGGACAUAUGCGAUCCCUACGCCCAGACGCCGUCCCUGCACUUUGAGCGCCUGCUGUUCCACUACGGAGCACCGCUGAUAAUGCUGAAUCUGGUAAAGAAACGGGAGCGACGCAAGCACGAGUCGAUCAUAUCCAAGGAGCUGGAGUAUAGCAUCCGCUAUCUGAACCAGUUCCUGCCGCCGCCGCAUCGCAUGAAGCACAUUCACUUCGAUAUGGCGCGACAGAGUCGCCUGAGCGGCGGCAAUGUCAUGGAGCAGCUGGCCAUCCAUGCCGAGAGCAUUAUCCAGCAGACGGGGAUGUUUUUUAAGGCCCCCGGCAGCGACCUGGGUCUCCAAACGGGUAUCGUGCGUACCAACUGUGUGGACUGCUUGGAUCGCACCAACUCGGCCCAGUUUGCAAUUGGUAAGUGCGCCCUGGGCCAUCAGCUGGAGCGUCUUGGCUUCGUGAAGUCCGCCAAGCUGGAGUUCGAUUCGGAUUGCGUUACCAUGUUGGAGAAUCUCUACGAGGAACACGGCGACACUCUGGCCCUGCAGUAUGGCGGAUCCCAGCUGGUACACCGGAUCAAGACGUACCGAAAGACUGCUCCCUGGGGCUCCCAGGGCAGCGAUGUCAUGCAGACCCUUAGUCGCUACUACAGCAAUACGUUCAGCGACACCGAGAAGCAGCACAGCAUCAAUAUCUUUCUGGGGAUAUACAAACCCAGCCUGACAAAGUUGGGUCCACCCAUCUGGGAGCUCCAAACGGAUUACGACAUGCACAACGCCUUCGUGCCCAGCACGAACAGCAAACCACUCACCGACUGGGUGCGCCACAAGGUGCGCGAGUGCCUGCCCCACUCCUGUGCCGACUCCAACAAGCUGGUGCGGGAGCUGUUCCGCGUCCAUAGCAGCGGCCUGGAGAUGAUUGAUGGGUACUCAAACUAUCAUCAAUCGUUCAAGUGGACCGACUUCAGCGAGCACAUAGCCUUUGAGAUCUGCCAGCUGGCCAUGCGCUACAUGCCCACAUUCCGCACGAACUAUAGUCCCUUCCAGCGGCAAAUUCAGACGUCGCGAAAGGCCCGCCAGAAUCCCUCGAUGACCGGCCAGAGUUCCACGGGUUCGAUGAACAGCAACUCGUCCAGCUCCAGCGAGGGUGACGACAGCUCCAGUGACGAGGAGCUGAGUGCCAGUUUUGCCGAGAAAGACGGAACCAACCAGACGGAAUCGACUGAGCCGGCUGCCUUAACUCUGGCCUCCAGUUUGCCAACCAUGGAGGAGAUCUAUGGAUGUAGUAUUAGUGCGCCCUCCAAGCACAGCAUGGCCAUUUACAAGAAGUACGUGCAAAUGGGAAAGCUGUCCAGUGGAGGGGCCCGACCCGCCCAGACAGCCGUGGCUCAGCGGGACCAGGAGCUGGCCAAGAUAAUGCGAGGAAUCACGCUGCGACCACUCAGUGACUAUGGCACGGACUCUUAUUUAAGCGUUCGGCCGCCAGUUGUGUCGCAGGAGAGUAAGCUGGUGUAUGCCGAGUAUUGCCGUACUAGGAGCACCUUUAAUGCGGUGCCCAAGCUGGAGCAGUUCGAUGUGCUCUAUCAGUAUGUUCAGGCACUGUAGGUUGAACUUGAGAAGUAUUUAAGUUAUCGAAAUGUAUUAAAUGUAAAUAUAUUAAAUGUAUUAUUUAAUAUUUAU